UCUACAAGCGACUUCGGAGACUACGCGCGUGUCUGUCGUUCCGCGCGGGAGCAUGAGGACUCUGGGUUUCUGUGGAGACUGGCUCGUGACCAGCUGCGGCACGAAGCUCGUGGCGGUUCACACCAAGGAGGACAGGGAGGCGUUUGUGUUCGACUGCAGCCUCGCUGAGAAGAGGCCCAAACAGACGAAGGGCGAUGACACCAGUGACGGGGCGGAGGAAACGGGAAACGAUGAGGUGCUCGCCUUCGCUGCGUCUGCAUCUGGAAGGUUGCUGGCGCUGACUGAUGACACCAAGAGGCUGGUUCUGUUUGGCUGCGAGCCUUCGUGGACCUGCAUCAGCACCAGGUGGGUGGUCAGGAGGUGCACGGCGCUGACCUUCAGCCAGGCCGAAGACGAGCUGCUGGUGGCGGACAAGUCUGGAGACGUCUACAGCUUCUCGGUGGCGGCGGCGCAGAGAGACGGCGAGCUCAAGCUGGGUCACCUGUCCAUGCUGCUGGCUGUGGUCAUUUCUCCAGACGACCGGUUCAUCAUCACCGCCGACCGCGACGAGAAGAUCCGGGUGAGCCAUCGCAGGUCUCCCUACAACAUCCAGGCCUUCUGCCUCGGCCAUCACCAGACGGGACCGUGAAGCUGUGGGAGUUCGAGUCCGGCCGUCAGCUGCAGAGCUGGGAGCUCCAGGAGGACGGGUCUGCAGCCGAACAGAACCAGGACCAUCCUGCUCCAGAACAGAAUGCAGCGGUUUGCCGUGUCACCAGCUCCCCGGAUGCUCGCCACGUGGCCGUUCUGUGUGAAAGAGACUCCGGCCGUCAUUUGUUCCGUCUGGACUCGGACGGAGGGUCCGGUCUGGGCCCGCCCCGCGUGCUACCCCUCCCCCGCUCCCCUCUGGACGUGAGCUUCGACCGUGACGGCCGGCUGUGGGUUCUGAUGGACUCCUGUGAAGACCCGGUCCAAGUGUUCUGCUGCAGACAGAGCGGCUGGCAGAGCCUCGGGGGGGGUCCUGACCUCAGCCGAGUGACGGAGCGUCUGAAGUCCCACUGGACCCCGGCUGAAGCGUCCAGGAGCUUCCAGCACCUGUUCAAGGUGAGCUACGACAACGUGACGUCGUACCUGCAGAAGAAGCAGCAGCGGCUGGAGGAGCAGCUGAAGAGGAGAGCGGCGCAGGAGGAGAACGGCGGGAAAAAGUCCAGGAGGGAGGAGUCCGGGCCCGAGCACCGGACCGACCCGGACAGCGUUUGAGCGGGACGCGUCCCGGUUUCCUUCAGAACAAAUGAAAGCUUCCUGCUGGGGCUGAACCUGGACCAGUUCCAGAACCACAGGAGGGUCUGAGGACUUCUUUAGCCGACCCGGUCCAGACCCGGUACCAAGCUCUCAGAGGAAGUCUGCAGGAACUCUCCUGAUGGAUCUUCUCGAGUCUUCAUUUAGUUUUUUUAUUCAUGAACGUCGUGGAACGGUUCCAUGAAGCUCCAGAGUUUCACUCCUAGAAACAGAAACCCGUUUCUGCUGACAGAACCCUUCCAGAACCAGAACCUUGUAUGCGAGAGGAGCUCUUUGAUGCAUCUGUGAUCAUUAGAACUUUGUUUCAUGAUUGAAGGAUCAGAGAAUCAUUUCUUCACCUGAACUUUUGUUUUGAAACACAACAAUAAAGUCCCGCCCACACCUGU
Messenger RNA from Oryzias melastigma (Indian medaka), 1661 nucleotides. It is a transcript of the gene wdr4, whose product is annotated as WD repeat domain 4. Gene Ontology annotation, biological process: RNA (guanine-N7)-methylation. Gene Ontology annotation, molecular function: protein binding; tRNA (guanine(46)-N7)-methyltransferase activity. Gene Ontology annotation, cellular component: nucleus; cytosol; tRNA methyltransferase complex. The record is from RefSeq and is a predicted model, not a curated record. Lineage: Eukaryota; Metazoa; Chordata; Actinopteri; Beloniformes; Adrianichthyidae.